Messenger RNA from Pangasianodon hypophthalmus (striped catfish), 1781 nucleotides. Its product is annotated as interferon-induced protein with tetratricopeptide repeats 5. Gene Ontology annotation, molecular function: protein binding. Gene Ontology annotation, biological process: defense response to virus. Gene Ontology annotation, cellular component: cytosol. Lineage: Eukaryota; Metazoa; Chordata; Actinopteri; Siluriformes; Pangasiidae. The record is from RefSeq and is a predicted model, not a curated record. The transcript has 2 exons. The coding region runs from base 154 to 1500 and encodes 448 amino acids.
UUCGACCGGGAAGCACAAUAUUACACAAUCAAGCCCUUUAAUUCUGGACCUGCUUGGGACUGACGUGUUUGUCACUGCCUCCUGUUCCUCCACUUUCUGAUUUUCUCAGCCAUACAGGAAAACAAUUUUCCCGAAUCGCGUGAAGAGAUCACAAUGAGUUUAACAGAAGCCACACAUCUCGAAGCUGAACUGCACAAACUCGAAUGUCACUUCACCUGGGAGCUGAAAAAAGAAGAGCUAGAUCUCACAGAUCUGUUGAACAGGCUGGAACAGCAUGCUGAGUUUAAGCUUGGGGGGGAAGCAGGACUUGCGCAGACAUACAACUCUCUGGGAUUUGUGAAGUACCUUCUAGGGUCUCCUGAAGACGCACUUGUCUUCCUGCAGAAGUGUGUAGAUCUCAUUAGAGAGGUCCGGGAGAGUGAUUGUGACAAGUGGCUCAUAGUGCCCUAUGGGAAUCUGGCCUGGCUACAGUACCACAUGAGAUGCUUUAGUGAAUGUGAGAGUUACCUGGAGAAGAUCAGAAGCAUUGCGCAGAAAUUCCCUGAUUCUGCUUUGGGUCUUCAUCAUGAAGUGCUUGGAGAAAAGGCUUGGGCCUUCUUCAAAUUCUCCCGCAAGUACUACACCCAGGCUAAAGAGUGCUUUGAGAAGGCUUUGGAGCUAGAGCCCAUGGAUGCUCAGUGGAAUUGUGGUUAUGCUUUUGUACUCCACAGAACAGAAACACAGAGCUCCAGUGUAACCGACUCGCCAACAAUCAAGCAACUGCGGCGGGCCAUAGACACAAAUCCAGAUAAUGAUGAGCUUAAAGCUAUUCUAGCAGUAAGGCUUGCUCAAUCCAUGGAGUAUGAUGAAGGGGAGAGAUUGGUGGAAGAAGCUCUGGAGGGUUCUCCAAACGCUCCUAAUGUCAUUCGAUAUGUGGGUAAAUUUUUGAGGACCUAUGGCUCUGUGGAGAGGUCCAUCGCCCUGCUAAAAAGAGCUUUAGAGAAGUCAUCCACAUCAGCUUUCAUACACCAUCAGCUAGCUCUCUGCUACAAGAGAAAAACAACUGUUCUGCAACGUGAAGGAAGUCAAAACUCCCCUUGUGCUGGUGCUGAGAUUCGGAGGAGUCGCAGUCAAUGCAUUUAUCAUUUAGACAAGGCCACCGAGCUGAAGCCUGGCUUUAUUUUAGCUAUGACUGAGCUGGCAGCUCAAUACAGCGAGGAUGGGAAACUUGAUCGUGCAGAAGAGCUGUUUCAGCAAACUCUGCAGGUAGCUAAAGAGAAAAAUGAGGGCCUACAACAAGUGUAUUUCCAUUAUGGGCAGUUUCAGCAGUACAGAAUGAGAUCCCUACCCGAGGCCAUCAUUUAUUAUAUGGAAUGUCUGAAGAUAGACGAAAACACAAUAGAUGGGAAGAGAAGUGCUAAACAUCUGAACAAAAUUAAUGAUAGACGUUCAUCUAAAAGCCCUGGGAGUGGAAGAACCCAGAACUCUGUAAGGAAAGGUGGGAGAAAUGCAGGGCCAUAGAGUGCUGAGAAAAUUCUGCAAAAUACAAGCAUUUAUGAAUAUCUUAAUAUUCUGUUUGUGUCUUUGUAACAGUGUAACUGCAUUCUACUAUCUUGACUCUCACUAUCAUUCUGAGUCGCAUCAUUCACCAAUAAUUUCUGUACACUUUGCUUAAUUAAAACAGAGUUAAACAAAAAAAAGCAACAGUAAUUUUUCUUGUUUAACAGACACGUUUAAAGCUGGGCAGUAUUAAACAUGUACACUUUAUUACUUUAACAAAAAUAAAUGUUCAUUCAAGAUAA